AACUCGCGGACUUUCCCGGCUUUGGAGCGAGGGGAGCCGGCGCGCGAUUCUAGUCGAGGACGGGGGGUCCGCGAAGCGCUCGCGUCUCGGCUAGGCCGCGCCGGGGAUAUUUUAGUGAAGAGGAGGACUUGGCGCUCUUAAAAGCACACUUAAAGACGUCCAGGUCACAGUGGGCGAGCGAUGUCUGCGCCCGUGGCGAGCCGAGCGCGUGUAUACACGGACGUGAACACGCAUCGCCCGCGCGAGUACUGGGACUAUGAGUCACACGUGGUGGAGUGGGGGAACCAGGAUGACUAUCAGUUGGUGCGCAAGCUGGGCCGGGGCAAAUACAGCGAGGUGUUUGAAGCCAUCAACAUCACCAACAACGAGAAGGUCGUCGUCAAAAUACUCAAGCCUGUUAAAAAGAAGAAAAUCAAGAGAGAAAUAAAAAUAUUAGAAAACUUACGCGGCGGACCCAAUAUCAUCACUCUGCUCGAUGUAGUAAAAGACCCUGUGUCGAGAACUCCUGCACUCGUCUUUGAACAUGUUAACAACACAGACUUCAAGCAACUCUACCAAACCCUCACAGACUACGACAUUCGGUUCUACAUGUACGAAAUCUUACGGGCCCUGGAUUACUGCCACAGCAUGGGCAUCAUGCACAGAGAUGUAAAACCACACAACGUCAUGAUCGACCACGAGAACAGAAAGCUGCGGCUCAUAGACUGGGGCCUGGCUGAGUUCUACCAUCCGGGGCAGGAGUACAACGUGCGCGUCGCCUCUCGCUACUUCAAGGGCCCCGAGCUGCUCGUCGACUAUCAGAUGUACGACUACAGCCUCGACCUGUGGAGUCUUGGCUGCAUGCUGGCUUCCAUGAUCUUCCGCAAGGAACCUUUCUUCCAUGGACAUGACAACUAUGACCAGCUGGUGCGGAUUGCCAAAGUACUGGGGACGGAAGACCUGUACGAUUACAUUGACAAGUACAACAUAGAGCUCGACCCGCGGUUCAACGACAUCCUCGGCAGGUGUGGGCCUCCAAAACCGCAGCCUCUUGUAGUCCCGGCCUGCAGUGGGAAGCACUCGCGCAAGCGCUGGGAGCGGUUCGUGCACAGCGAGAAUCAGCACCUGGUGAGCCCCGAGGCGCUCGACUUUCUGGACAAGUUGCUCCGCUACGACCACCAGACGCGGCUCACGGCUCGCGAGGCCAUGGAGCACCCCUACUUCUACCCAAUUGUGAAGGAGCAAGGCCGUAUAGGCACAAAUAGUCUUCCUAACAACUCCACCGCACCGGUGAACAGUUCCAACAUGAUCUCCGGAAUGACGUCGGUAGCCGUGUCGUCUCCGAUGGGGCCCAUGGCAGCCUCGCCUGUGCUGUCCCCAGCGGGGAACCCCAUCGGAGCACCGGUCCCAGCAGCCACGGCCGCCCAACCCUGAUCCCCUCCACCUGCCCCCCCCCCUCCACGCCCUACUCCACCGCCCUUUCAAACAGUGGCAUCUUAAGUGGGAUCAUUUCUAUUUCAAUUUUUUUUAUUGCUUCAGUUUUCAGUGCAAAACUGCAAUCUCUUGGGGGAGUUGGGGGGGGGGGGGUUUCUCUGUGCAGAACUUUAUAAAGUUUCCACCUAUUUCCCUUCCGUGCAUCAGAAGGGGUGGUCGGCGCGGGGUCUUUUGUCGGAUCGGGCAUCAUUUAUCAGAAGCUAAGGUAUAGCAAUGAGUUGCAAGAGCUUUUAUUAACUGUCGUAAGGGCACCCCCUCCUCCCCUGAAAAUGAUGGGCUUUCACCACUUGCAUGAUGACAACAUGAAGAUCCUGGGGCCGUGAAUGCUGUCUGAGGACUCGACCGAGGGGGAUGUAACGCGACAAAUAUGAGCUUUCUUGUUUGCCCCCCCCCCCCUUACGACGCUACUGCUGACAAGCAGCAACUUGCACGCAUCUCUCCUACUUUUCACCACCUUCGAUGCGGCCGAUGGUCUUCUUGCUCCCAGCGCUCCUUAUUCUGCGACCCGUUCAUAUUGUUUGAUCAGAGGUCCCUCUUGGGCAUUGGCAUGAAGAAAUGAAGAUGCCGAAAAUGAUUAAGACGGACAGCUUUUUGAGUGCUCCGCCAAAGCCUGCAGCUUUGUAAUAAGGCCUCGAAACAUCGGGACACAAGACCUUUACAUGUUUUCUAGGAGGCACGUGCUCUCACUUUUACUGUAAGGAAGUAUUUGAAUUCAUCUGCACAGCAAGAUAUGGCUGCAGGAGUCUGUAAGCAAGGAUGUGUUUAUUCAAGUCAUUUCAACUAAGCUAUGGAUUGGCUUGAAAAUCCACAUUUCUCGGUGUCAGAUGAUCAGAUGGCUUACGUGAUAAGGAACAAACUGCUGCUACCCUCAUGAAAAUGUAUGAUGUGUUAAGAACGAUGACAUGUAAUUGGCUUAAAAACGUUCCAAAAACACAUUCAAAUGAAGCAAAAAGUGCAAAAGCCCCUAGCGGGAAAAUGGGCUUAGUGGCACCAAUGUGUUUGGUUUGUAUCUCUGGUCUGCGGUAUUAGUGGGUCACACCUUAACUCUUUGGAUCCCAAAAAUGGGAGGAACAAAAACCUCCACACUAUUUCAAUAGACGUGGUUUCUUUUCAUCGUUCUGCUGUUCCCAAACCAGCCCACUUUUUGGAACUCUUCUGGCCAACUUGAGUUGUGAGCUGGAAAGGAAUUUUAUUUAAUUUCAACAAAAUUCACUGUUUUAAUCCUAUUUAGCAGCAUGGAAAUGGGUGCUGAAUACCGACGGCAAAAAAAACUGUCCAUUUUCAUAACGAGACCAACAUUGAGAUGGUGGUUCUGCGUGUGUUUAUUUUUUUUCUUCCAUAAUUGUUUUGUAGCUAUUUUCUCUAAACGCAUUGCAGACUUGAGUGUGUUUAGCGAAUGUUUUAAUGGUUUAAGCACUGAAAGUUUUUUUUAUGUCGUAUUAAAUCGAAGCCCUGGGAACACGGUGCCACUUUUACUUGAACUGCAGUUUUGAACAGUUUCAGGAGACGCGUUUUUGAGGCCACUUUUUAAAAUACAUCUGAAACGAGUUUCAGCUUCUGUUGCAGCGCAAUGUCAUGGCUGGAACUAAUCGCAUAUCUGUUGUGGUGAAUGGACAGAAAUCCAUCCGUGUCAUAAACCUUGGUACCCAAGAUAUGUUCUUGUAAAUGAUAAGCUGAAUGGCUAUAUUGGGAAAUUAUGUGAUUUUCAUUUGCUCUCAAGCUAAAAUGUGGAAUGAGAGGACUUCUUAAAUCGAAGCUUCAAACUCUGCAUGCCAUCAAUGUUUUACUCACUGCUCCAUUACUCACACUAAUGCGUGACACAACUCGUUUUUAAUUGGCGGGGGUAAAACCAAAAUAUCUCCCUUACCCCUCCAGGUACCUACUCAUGCAUCUAUUCCUUUUCCACUGGAACAUCCAAACCACAGCGGGGCUAGGCCAAGCCAGGCCGUCGCAGGUCAGGAGGCGCCAGAUUGUUUUUUUUUGUUUUCACAGCAGCAGAAUCCGAGCCGUGCCGUUGGAAGUCUCUCACUGAUUUUAAGUAUGUGUCACACACAAUGUCAGUCAUAACGUGAAACGUGUGUCAAUGACGGGAUGACGCUUACUGAGUUUUUACCGACCGACGUCGCAUGCGACGAAAUGUGUCGUUAUAGCCCCCCCACCCAACCGAAUGUGUUACUGUUAGGCCAGCGAUGCAAUGCAGGGCCUCGAAGCGGGAAAUUUCCGGCAGAACGUCACGGCACCGCGAGGUUUCCGCACGCGAAAUGGCGCCACUCGGGGACGUGGCAGUGGACAAAGGGGGGGGGGGGGGGUAGCAGAAGUCGCCAUGAAACUCCUCUCCAGGAUCAGGAUCUGCAAAGUUGGUGCCGUGUCCCCACAGUGGUUUGUCAUAUGGGCUGUGUGUGAUGUCUAUGCACUUUGCCGACGAUAUGAUAAUCGCGCAGGACACGGCGCGGUUACGGCGGUGACUACGGCGGUGCUUCGUCAACGUUUAUGCUUUUGCCCCCUUUCUUGCCCUCAUUUCUAUUUCCUCGACGGAAAGUGAAGACAGUGUUUUUGAGCCCCCCCUCCUCCCCCCCCUCCUCUUCUUUACGGGAGGCGAUGUUAUUAAGUUGAUUUUAUUUGAAGAUUUAGCUGCUUAACAUAUUUUGAGUUUAAUUUAUUUAAUUGUAGUUACUGUUGUAAGAAGUAAAUAAAUAUCCACGUGAACGGAGUUUGAAACAAAAAAAGAGGGUCAGGUUUCGUGGAUCACAGCACCUCGGAACAAGAGUUGUGUGGUUCGUCCAAUUGUUGAUGCCACUCCUGAUGGUCUUGUGUGUACUCUCAUGGUCCACCCGCAUUAUCCCUCGUAAUGGUCAGACCUGGUUGCAGCUAUUGUUGCACAUCAGUUUUGCAUUUGCACAUCACACCAAGACGUUUGCUUCUCGGUGUAUUCUCCAUGUGCAUUCUUCCAUGAGCUUGUUUUUAAACACAGAAGUCGGUUCUCAAUAAUUGCAAUAAUAUUCAACGCAGAGCUGACCGAUAACAAAAUGUCCUCACCAGUGCGCACAUCCUGGGUACUAGUCAUUUAAUGUUUUUUAAGUACGUCUGAAUUUGUAAUUUCCAUCACGUGUGCGGCAACGCUUCCUUUUUAAUUAACAGAAUAAUAUUGGCCACUUUUGAAUGGUCAACGUUGAAUGUGCUGCUUGGUUAGAAAUACGAGAUGUUCACGCACUUGCCACAUUGAGAGCCAGUGUGUGUGUGUGUGCGCGUGUGUGUAUUCUAGGACACACGUGGCGUUGACGCGAUAACAAAUCACACAGCUUUAAUCGAGUAAUACAAUACAAACGCAAGUGUUUUUGUACGGCAUUAUAUUACAAAGCAGGUCACUAAUAAUGGCUUGCGGCUGGUUACAAAAAAACACCUGAACGGUUUCUACAAUUCUGCUCUUGAUUGAGUGAGACAAUUUGGGAAAUUAAAUGUACACGUGCGUCUAUGCAUUUCCAGUUUUUUUUUUUUCUCCUCUGCAUCCCUUCUGGGAAGCAUGCAAACCUGGCACCUCUGGACAUGGCAUUUGUUCAACCGGAGUGACCGUUUAUGAUAAAGUGGAAUAGAUUUGUGUGAUGUACAAAAACAAAAAACACAUAAAUGCAUUGAAGGAUGGCGAUAUGUGCAUAUUGGACCAGUGCGACCUAUUGAGAGGUCUCGCGUGUCCUUAAGUCAAGGGUUUAUGGUUUUUCGUGUAAUAUAUAACGCAGAGUCAUCGAGGCACAGUUACUUGUUUUGAGUCUGACCAGGAGACGGUGAGGAUGCAACUUUUUUUUUGACAACAGAACGUGUCUACGUGUAUUAUCCCCGUUAUCAAUGCAAGGGUAGGUAAAUGAGUUAUACUGUUUUUUUUUUCUUUCCAGAAUGGUACAAGUACUGUUGCCUUUCGACAGUACUUGUUUUAAUCGCCGUGGUAAUACCGGACUUUCCGAUUCUGGAUUUAGCCUCGUGUCACACCCCCACCACCAUGGUGGGUAAAAACUCGAUGUAUCGUCACGGUUUAAAAAGAAAACAAGGCAAAGUAAAGAGGGGUUCGUGUCUCGACUUGUGGUGCAGGUAAACCAUUUCCCAGGCAUUAUUAUGCAACGGAGUGUUUAGCUCGGUGACCGGAGUUUAAAUGUGAUUGGAAAUUGCCUCUUGCAUGGCUGACCCUUAAGUGUUCCUAAAAUAAAAACAUUUAAAUACAAUAAAAACAUAUGAGGUAAGCAGCACGUCUGUUAAAACAUUCUCUGCAUUUAUGCUAUCUGGUCUAAAAAAAAAUAACCAAAGUGAAUAUAUUUUUGUCUGAUCCUCGUCGUGAUGUCGCAUCGAUUAUUGGUAGUUGAAAACUGACUCAUUGAUAAGCCUAAUAUUGGGAUGGUAUAAUAUUGUUGUCUCAUUGUCCAAUAAUGCUGACUGCCUGUCCAUAUACAGCUAUAAAUGGAAAACAAGAGAAUUACCGUACAACAAUUACGUACGAUUACAAUUUUUGCAAUGGUUUCCUGCUGAAGGAGAAUUGGGAGGUGGGGGGGGGGAAUUAAUUAUAUUUUAAUUAACGAGUUAUUUUCGUUUAAACAAUUUAUGACUCUUCCAUCCUAAGAUAGCGUGGCCAAGUCGUUCAUCCCUGGAGUUUGUGAUAUUAAUAUAGAAAUGCAUUUUUGAGACGUCAAAAUUACUGAGUUGCCAGUCAUGGAUGAACGUCCAAUGCGAUGUCUGCCAUUUGUUCAAGGGGCGCUUACCAAGGGGAAGACGCACGUCUGCGCAUAGAAUCGUCAGAAUCUGCUACGUUCAAAGCAAAAAUUUACCUUUUUUGUUGUAAAUAUUAACUUUAUCGAACAAUGGAGAGAGAGAAAAAAAUGAACAAUUAACCUUAAAGUCUGCCAAGUAUUAGUGUGCAUUGUGUUUUUGUUUAAGGAAUAGAAGUGAACCUUUAGUAUUGCUCCUUUUUCAGUUUUUGUAUCACUUCUGUAGAGUAAUAACAUGAAGCAAACCCUCCAGUUUAUAGGCGACAAAAUAAACUAACAAUGAACAAAUAGCCUCACUUUUUUUUU
Lethenteron reissneri (Far Eastern brook lamprey) is the source of this 6527-nucleotide messenger RNA. RefSeq names its product casein kinase II subunit alpha. Gene Ontology annotation, cellular component: nucleus; cytosol; protein kinase CK2 complex. Gene Ontology annotation, molecular function: ATP binding; protein serine/threonine kinase activity. Lineage: Eukaryota; Metazoa; Chordata; Hyperoartia; Petromyzontiformes; Petromyzontidae. Gene Ontology annotation, biological process: peptidyl-serine phosphorylation; regulation of cell cycle; peptidyl-threonine phosphorylation. The record is from RefSeq and is a predicted model, not a curated record.